AAUAAGACAACUGUAUUCGAAAAACACGUGGUAAUUUAGAACUAUCAAAAUGACGAAAAUCAGAAAAGUGAAACGGAAGAAGAAGUUUCGCAUGAGCGUAAAUCGUAAGCGAUUACGAAAUAAAUUAAGAAAAUUACCAACAGUACAAUGUCCUCAAAUAGAACAAUCAUGGGAGAUAUCUAUGUCCACUCGUACAAAUUUAAAACAAAUGGGUUUGGUAUAUGAUCCAAACGAGGCAUUGAAAAUUCCAAAUAUUAAACAAGAGCUCAUUAAAGAGGCAAAACAAAAAGUAGCAGAUCCUGAAGAUAUGUCAGAUGAUGAAGAGGAAAACAUGGACAUAACAUGUGUGAAAAGUCAUAUAGCUAAAGAACUAGAAGCAGAGGCAAAAGCUCCAAGAAGGAGGAUGUUCAAGUUACCAAAUAGUCAAGUACAAUUUCUAACCUAUUUAAUGGACAAGUAUGAGGAAGAUUAUAAGGCUAUGGCACGAGACAAGAAGAAUUAUAACCAAUUAACAUGGAAACAAAUACGUGCUAAGAUUAAAAUAUUCAAGGGUAUUCCUGAGCAAUAUAAUGAGUAUCUUCAGAACAAAAGUAUGCAAUAAUAAUUAAUUUCCCAUAUUUAAUUAAGAUAUAUUUCAAGUAUUUGAUUGUGUAUAAAACAUUAAAAUAUAGAAUUAAUAUACAAGUGUUGUUAUUUAAGUAAAUACAAGAACA
Molecule: messenger RNA, 713 nt
Organism: Colletes gigas
Lineage: Eukaryota; Metazoa; Arthropoda; Insecta; Hymenoptera; Colletidae
Product: nucleolar protein 16
Exons: 3
Coding region: 50-601 (183 amino acids)
Biological process (GO): ribosomal large subunit biogenesis
Cellular component (GO): nucleolus
Source: RefSeq, a predicted model, not a curated record